Molecule: messenger RNA, 5182 nt
Organism: Eriocheir sinensis (Chinese mitten crab)
Lineage: Eukaryota; Metazoa; Arthropoda; Malacostraca; Decapoda; Varunidae
Exons: 1
Coding region: 304-4938 (1544 amino acids)
Biological process (GO): DNA integration
Molecular function (GO): nucleic acid binding; zinc ion binding
Source: RefSeq, a predicted model, not a curated record
CUCUCAUGAAACUGAAUAUCGGUAGGUUUCUCGGUAGGUUUUAUCGAAAAUCCAGUAGAUUUGACCUUAUUUUCGAAAUCGGUCGGUAGAUCGGUAGAUCCAUCAAAUAUCCAGUAGAUCUACCGAUUUAUCGGUAGAUCUGGCAACACUGUCGCUGUCGCCCGCGCUGCCGCUGCCGCACACCGCAGCCGCUGCCAUCCCCUCUACCCCUGCUGCACUCCACCGCCACACACGAUGUUGCCACCACAUGCGCACUAAAUAUUACCUGCACACACACAACUGCACUAACUUUUGGGUGACAACAUGACGCGUGGUGGAAAACACUCGAAGAAGGACACUCCACCUUCACCUGCAGCCACAGGAGACGCGUCGGCGACAGACUCACACCCACCCAAGCUGCAACACGAUGCUUCAUCUCAACCUCCACAGACGGAUUUCCACACCCUUCUCAUGUGGAUGAGGGAGAGAGAUGAAGCGGCCCGGGCCGAGCGCGAACAAGAAGCAGCUCGCCGUAUCGCGGAGGAGGCUGCUGUCAAGGCCGAGAGGGAAGAACAACGACGGGAGGACGCUGCGCGAUGGGAGGCUCUGUUAACGAGACUAGUCGGCCCACAAAACCUCCCCACCUCUUCGGCAGGGGAACAGACGGGCGUCACCACGGAAGGUGCGCCGCCUGGCUCCACAGCAGCCCCGUCAGCGCCCAAGGCAGCUGCUCACCCCCCGCCCACCCUCUCCACUGACGUUACGUACCAGACCUUCAAGGAGUGGAGACAACGGUGGACGGACUACGCGACGAUGGUGGACUUGCCCAGCAUGCCCCAACCCAAACAGCUGAUCCAGUUAAGGAUGUGUCUGUCACGGGAGACCAAGAGUGUACUGGAGCACACAUUACAGGUACCUCCAGACUCCACUUCUUCCGUAGACGAGGUGCUCGAUAUCCUCCAAAGGCACAUCAGGGACUCCAGCAAUGAGGCACUCCGACGCCGGGCGUUCACCAGCUGCAAGCAGGCGACAGGAGAGUCCUUUGGAGAUUUCUUCGUUAGACUGAAGAGCCUCUCAGAAGAAAUUGACGUCUGCAAGGGCCAAAACAACGCGUGUGUUGAAGCAUGGAUUAAGCACGGCAUCCUUACCGGGGUCCAGGACGAGGAGCUGGUACAGAAGAUCAUCGCCCUCGACUCCUCCUCCACACUUCAAGACGUCACAACGUUGUGCCGGUCCUAUGAAGCCACCAGGUCGGCAGCCUCUGCCAUACGGGCUCCACCAGCAGCACGAGCAGUUUCCCAGUACAAGAAGGGGAAGAAGGUGACCCACCAAUCCAAGGCAGAAGCACGUCCAGUCGCACCCAUGUCUACCUCUUCUUGUAGCAACUGUGGGAAACAGCAGCACGGCUCCAAGGGAUGCCCUGCUACCGAGGCAUCGUGCCGUGGAUGUGGAAAGACGGGACACUGGACGCACACGGAGAAAUGCCCAGCAAGGAAUGUCCAGUGCAAAGCUUGUGGCCGCUACGGCCACUUCGAGAAGCUUUGCAAGUCUCUGAAGCCCACGAACCAGCAACCCUCGAAGUCCAAGCCUUCAAAAACAGGGAAGGAGAGCCGCUCUACCUUCCACGUGGUGCGAGCGGAACCGCCUCCAGAGAACCCUAGCACUCGCAAGCGGCAGGGAGGCAACGUCAGACGAGUCCAGUCAACCACACGUGACAGGCCCACCCCCUCUCCCACCAUCUGUAUUGUCGUCACGCACGGUGGGAUGUCAAGGAGCAUCGAGGUGAUACCAGACACCGGAGCCGACACUACGGUGAUAGGUCCACAGCACCUCAAGACUCUGGGCCUCUCCAAGCGUGACCUUGAGCCACCCCCUUCACUGACGUACUACAACGCAGACGGGUCUGAGAUGCCAGCAGCCUUGGGCUCCUUUCAAGCGGAGCUCACCUACGGCACGCUGUCAUGCACGGGGUGGAUCGACGUGCAAGGUUCCCUGAGCACACCCCUGCUGUCCUGGGAGCACUGUCGGAACCUGGGCAUCGUGCCAAGGGACUUCCCGGAGCAGAUCAAGGGCUCUCGAACCACCGUCAACAGGAUCAAGGAAUCGACGGAUGCCACGUCCCACGAGAGUGCACAGAACUGUGAGCAGCCUGACGUAGCAGCUACUCCACCUCAAGCAGUUCCACCACUUCCACUUUCGUGCACCACGUCCCCGACGGCUGCCAAGGAGUACUUUCUACGAGAGUACUCGGACGUGUUGGUGCGGAAGGAUGACCUGCAGAACGCACUGAUUCCUCUCGCGUAUCGGGAUCCGGUGAAGGCUGAGCUGGACUCCAUGGUAUCGCAAGGCAUCAUCACUCCAGUAGGCGAUGACCCAUCCCCCUGGUGCCACCCGAUGGUCGUCGUCGCGAAGCCUGGAGGAGGUGUCCGGAUCACCACAGACCUGUCCAAACUGAACGGUCAGGUAUCCCGUCCGGCCCACCCAUCGCCUACACCGUUCGCCGCGAUACGCAGUGUGGAUCCCAAGACGAAAUUCUUCACGACGGUGGAUGCCUUGUGUGGAUACUGGCAGAUCCCUUUGGCCGAGGAAGACCAGCCCUUGACGACAUUCAUUACUCCUUACGGUCGCUUCCGCUACCUCCGCGGCCCCAUGGGCUUCGCCGCCACGGGGGAUGCUUUCUGUCGACGAGGCGACCUCGCGCUGCAGGGAGUGAUGCAGUGCGUUAAGGUAGUCGACGAUAUCCUCCUGUACGACGAGGACUACAUCACACACCUCCGUCGAGUCAAUGACGUCCUGGCCAGGUGCAGGUCAUACGGCAUCACCUUGAACGCCGAGAAGUUUGUUCUGGCCGCCUCGACAGUCUCCUUCUGCGGCUACAGGCUCUCCCACGACGGCAUUGCAGCAGAUCCGGAGAAGGUUCGCGCAAUCACGGACUUCGCGAAGCCCGCCAACUUGACAGACCUGCGAUCCUUCAUGGGUUUGGUAAAUCAGCUAGCAGACUUCACACCGGACAUCUCCAGCGCUGCUGCUCCCCUUCGCCCUUUGAUGAGCCCCAAGAGGACCUUCGUAUGGACUGCAGAUCAUGACCAGGCCUUUCAGAAAGUCAAGGAGGCCUUGUCCAGUCCACCAAUCCUCGCUAACUUCGACCCUGCCCUGCCCACCGUCUUGCAGACAGAUGCCUCGCGUCUGUACGGCCUGGGAUAUGCCCUCCUGCAAGACCACGGUGGAGGACAAUUCCGUCUCGUCCAGUGUGGCUCACGCUUCUUAACCGACACCGAGACACGCUACGCCACCAUUGAGUUGGAGUUGCUGGCUGUAGUGUGGGCCAUUGGGAAGUGCCGGUUCUACCUUACUGGCCUCCAGCACUUCGAUCUCAUCACAGAUCAUCGCCCACUGGUCCCCAUCCUUAACAGUUACUCGCUCGAUGCUAUUGACAACCCAAGAUUGCAGCGCUUGAAGGAGAAGAUCUCGGCGUUCCUCUUCACUGCAGUGUGGCGUCCGGGCAAGGAACUCUGCAUCCCCGACGCCCUGUCCCGUGCACCUGUGACUAACCCGACGAAGGAGGACAACAUACUAGACGCCGAGACCAGCUUCUCCGUCAAGAGUAUCGUCACCCUGCGGGCAGUCGAGUCUCUCGCCUCUACAGAGGUCCCUGUCUCUUCGGAUUCGACCCCUGACAGCGACAUGGCGUUGGAGGAACUUCGACGCGCGGCCCGUGACGACCCUAUCUACAUGGAACUUCUUCAGUGCGUGAGGGAAGGCUUCCCCCGAGACCGUUACGCACUCCCCAACACUCUGCGCCCGUUUUGGAAGCUGCGGGAGGACCUUUACUGUGAGGAAGGUCUUGUCUUGUACGGCGCUAGAGUGGUUGUCCCUGUUGCCCUACGCCGUCGCGUCUUGGCCCGCCUCCACGACAGCCACCGCGGAGCAGAGGCCACGAAGCGCAGGGCGAGACAGGCGGUGUAUUGGCCCGGUAUCGACGCAGACAUCGCGAACACGGUCCGUGCCUGUGAGCCGUGCCAAGUGAUGCAGCCCAGCCAGCAGCAAGAGCCCCUGCGCUGCGAUGACAACCCCACCAGGCCCUUCGAGUCGGUGUCGGCCGACUUCUUCUCUACUGCGGGGAAGUCUUUCCUGGUGAUUGCCGACCGACUGUCUGGUUGGCCUGUGGUGGUGUCUUGCGGUUCAGACACGACAUCUGCUGCCACCAUCCGCCACUUCCGGAAGUUCUUCCGUGACCUGGGCGUUCCAGUUCGUCUGCGCACGGACGGUGGCCCGCAGUUUGCCAGCCAGGAGUUUGCUGCAUUCCUGGAGCGUUGGGGCGUCCGCCACGACAUGUCGACGCCUCACUACCCGCAGUCCAAUGGCCACGCUGAAUCCGCGGUGAAAUCAGUCAAGCAUCUCAUCCAGAAGGUGGCCCCCUCAGGAAACUUGGACUGCGAGGCAUUCGACAGGGGCCUCCUGGAACUUAGAAACACCCCAAACCACACCGGCCGCUCCCCAGCCCAGACUUUAUAUGGUCACCCUCUCCGCUCCUGCGUCCCCGCGCACGCCAAGGCCUUCCAGAAACAAUGGCAGGAGAGGGCGGAAAGCUGUGACCGUCGGGCUGCUUCCCGUCUCCGAGACGCCACAGCUCGGUACGACGCUCACGCCCGACCCCUCCCACCGCUGGCUCUUGAGGAUGUAGUCCGCGUCCAGGACCCGACUACGAAGCGCUGGGACCGGGUCGGCACAGUCAUGGGCAUCGGAAGAUCUCGUGACUACCUCAUCAGGAUGCCUAGCGGUCGUAUCUGGUGGAGGAACCGCCGCUUCCUCCGCCCCACAGUGCCCCCUCCCGAUGACUCUCAGCCCGACCCUGAACCGCCUCAGCACACUACGCCCCGUCGCUCGGACCGACUCAAGGCCAAGAGAAACGCUCAAGACACGGCGUGCUGUGAGCGUGAAGGGGGGAGGGAGAUGUAGGAUAGUCAAGUCUACAAUGUACGUGUAGGAGACAGUUAAUGUACGUUUAGUUAGUGCCUAAGUGGCAACUCAGUUCCGCGCCGCCCGAGGCACGCCAGCGGCCAGUUAGCCGGGCGCCUCCCCUCUGUACGGAUACAUUCUGUUCUGCCUCUGUUUACUUUCCAAGUAAAGGACCUACAGUUAUUCCUCGUGUCUGUGCCCUUCCCCCACACCUGCAAGGAUCCAGACGACGAGACAAGAACAC